UUCUUAUUAGAAAUAUUUAUUUCAGAACCUAAGGAAAUAUAUGAAGAGUUUUACGACGAACUAGACAAUAGAAUGGAAGUUGAACAAUCGAUGAAUAUGAUCUUCUUUGGACCUCCGAGUUCUUUUUUGAGACUUGACGCUGACUCUAUUAUACAUCUAUUAACACAUACAAGGAAACAUAUGAUACCCAUUUCUAGAGCACUACUAGUGUGGGACAUACUGACAGAUGGAAAAACUGCCGCCUUCUUACAAGGUCGUGAGUUUUUAGCUUUUGGAUCACUGUUAAAUUUUAUACCUGAGGAAGAUUUGUAUUACGUGAAUUUUGGUGAUCCAUCUGUUCUCAGAUAUUUUGCUAAUCACUAUAUCAAGUUACACCCACGGAAGUUUGGUAUCCUAGCAGCAUCCUACAGGAGAUAUUAUGGGGAAACGUGGUACGACAAUAGUACAUUUAUCAACGAACUUGGCUAUUUGUUAUGCGGAUUCCCAGCAACUGAUUUACAAAAUAUAUCACCUGCAACAUUCAAAGAACUUAAUCUAGAUACUUUGAACAAAUUGGGAAAAUGUAACGCAAAUCAAACCAGGACUUUAUAUUCAAUAGCCACUAAUCGCGCCGCUUAUGGUGAACCAUAUAGAUGGUCAUCGCACGAGAUUGGAAGACUGAGUGCACUAUUUACAUGUAUUCCAGAAAAUGAUAUAAGUUCUAUACAGUUAGAGGCUGUAACCGCUAUAACUCCAGAAGUUAUGCAUGCGAUGCAUCAGGGAAAGCUCCAGUAUUUUACUAAACAACAGAUACUACGAAUGAAUUCUAAAACCCGGAGGAUAUAUAUUUUAAGGAUGCAGUUGAGAAGUAGUUAUGAUAUGAGCGAAAUAGCUCGGCAGAAUAACUCGCCCAUAUCGAUGAAACCGUUUAUCCUGUUAUUUUUUUGGUCGCCCUUAUCUAAUGUAAUGAUGUAUUACAUUUACAUUCAAUAAAUAAACGUGUAAUGCCUCAAAAAUGUAUUAUUAUAUUAAUAUCAUCCAUAUAAUUAUAUCUUUAGUUACAAAUUAUAAAAUAGUUUUGUUGGUUAAAGCAGUAAGAAAGAAAUGUCUUUACAUUAAAAUACCU
Helicoverpa armigera (cotton bollworm) is the source of this 1105-nucleotide messenger RNA. RefSeq lists its product as uncharacterized. The record is from RefSeq and is a predicted model, not a curated record. Gene Ontology annotation, cellular component: cell surface. The transcript has 5 exons. The annotation marks the transcript as partial. NCBI's taxonomy places the organism in Eukaryota, Metazoa, Arthropoda, Insecta, Lepidoptera, Noctuidae. Gene Ontology annotation, biological process: cell-matrix adhesion.